AUGACAAAAAUACUAAUAUUAAUAGUUCAUUUGGUGAAUAUUUUAAUUCUGGUAGGGGCUGCAAAUGUUCAGCCAGUUGAAUUGAGAAAGAGAGCUCUGACUUCCAUAACAUCCGAUGAUCAUGGAUAUGGGUAUACGUUUGUUGACGGCGUUUUAAUGAAUGGUUUACUAACAGACGGAGGAGAGACACCAACCCCAGGUGGAGGUGAGACACCAACUCCAGGUGGAGGUGAGACACCAACUCCAGGCGGAGGUGAGACACCAACUCCAGGAGGAGGCAACACACCAACUCCAGAUGGAGGUGAGACACCAGCCCCAGGCGGAGGUGAAACCCCAACUCCAGGCGAAGGUGAGACACCAACUCCAGGAGGAGGUGAGACACCAACUCCAGGAGGAGGCAACACACCUACCCCAGGUGGAGGCAACACACCUACCCCAGGUGGAGGUGAGACCCCAACUCCAGGUGGAGGUGAGACCCCAACUCCAGGUGGAGGCGAAACUCCAACUCCUGGAGGAGGCGAAACACCAACACCUGGGGGCGACACACCAACACCUGGAGGCGACACACCAACACCUGGAGGCGACACACCAACACCUGGAGGAGGCGACACACCAACACCAGGUGGAGGCAGUACACCAAAUCCCGGUGGAGGCAAUACAACUACCCCAGGCGGAGGAAGCACACCAACCCCUGGCGCUAAAGUUAAUUCCAGUACCACUUCUACCGCUGGAUUUGCAACUUACGAGCCAAUAGCUGGUACUUUACUAGGAACAAUAGCAAUCAUUAUUGCGAUGUUACUUUAG
Molecule: messenger RNA, 804 nt
Organism: Dujonia railenensis
Lineage: Eukaryota; Fungi; Ascomycota; Pichiomycetes; Serinales; Debaryomycetaceae
Source: the annotation of a GenBank genome assembly